Molecule: messenger RNA, 303 nt
Organism: Paramecium primaurelia
Lineage: Eukaryota; Ciliophora; Oligohymenophorea; Peniculida; Parameciidae
Source: the annotation of a GenBank genome assembly
AUCUAAAAUUCUUAUUGGUAUGGAGAAUAUUAAAUAAUUUGAGAAAAUUUGGUAAGUGAUUAACCAGUGGGUAUGGAUAUAUUGUUUUAGAAGAUGGUGGAUAAUACUAUGAUAAUGGAUUAAAAGAAGGUGUAUGGAAAGAGACAAUUUAAAAUUAAAGAAGGUAACAUAAAAAAAAAAGAAUUUUCAAUAGUUAUGUAUAAUUAUAUGAGAAUGGAUCAUAUGAUAGAGGAGGAAAUGGGACUAAAACUGGUAGAUAGAUUGAAAUGAGUGAGGAGUUUAUAUAGAAUUCCUAAAUAAUUA